CCUGUACUUCCUGAUGACCCGCCUCGUCCUGGGGCUGACCAGCCAUAUCAUGAUGACCUUCACCUUUGUGGAGCCGUACGUAUGCACGGUGAUUCUUAGUCUAGGAUACUCCUUGGUAACCACCACAUGUUGGCCCCUGGUGUCCUACGCGGUCCCUCUGAGGUACAUUACCUCGGCACUGCGUUCGGAAUCAUGGGCACCAUUAUUUCUGUGGGGCAGGCUAUUGAUACGUAUUUUGUUGGCUUCAUCGUCGACACUGCGGGCUAUCUGGUCCUCGAAGUGUUCUUUACCAUGUGCGUCAUCUCUUCAAUGAUAGCAGCUGCGUUGUUGUAUUUACGGGACGCGUCAACAGAUGGCCUACUGAAUCUAAGUACAAAACAACGUGCAGUUUUUCUCAAGCAUCAUGUGUGAGACAGACUUUGUAGAAAACGUUCAGAUUUGCUGUGAGAUUUUAAAUUUAAUUUGAUUAAAUUUCGGCGUGUUAUUGUGAUUAUUUUGUUAAUAUUGUUGCAUGCAGUGCCAAAUUAUUGUUUGUUUUAAAAUCUCAGCAUUACAUGCGCGUGUAUGUUGGUAUGAUGUUUUACAGAGGAAAUAAAAUAUUGCACUUAAACAUA
Messenger RNA from Dreissena polymorpha, 614 nucleotides. RefSeq names its product major facilitator superfamily domain-containing protein 1-like. The coding region runs from base 127 to 411 and encodes 94 amino acids. The record is from RefSeq and is a predicted model, not a curated record. Lineage: Eukaryota; Metazoa; Mollusca; Bivalvia; Myida; Dreissenidae. The transcript is spliced from 5 exons.